AUGGAAGACCAGACAGAAACCUGCAGUAACCUCCGAACGCUGGAAAAUGCCGUUUGCAGUUGGCGGGAAGACCAUCUUCAAUGCAAGGAGACCCGCUGCGAGCUUGUAAUCCAGGAAUUGGAGCUUGAAAAGGGGAAGAGCACCAGGAUCGUGGCUCCUGGAGAAGUUGAAGUAUACGUCAAUGGUGUCCCUGUGGAUGACAGCCAUAUAGGGGACUUAACUUUUGACAUCAAUAUGAGUACGGAUAUCGUUGAGAAGACCAUUCUUAGGAUCCGCUCGGUGUGCGUGCUUCCCCGUGGAUGGCAGCUUACGCCAAAUUUCAGUCUUGGAUGUUUUCUGGCGGCAGCAGACAAGGACACGUCACAGAUUUAUGUGUCAAUGUCGGUCGACGGGCUGCUGGACGCCUGCGGAAUCGAAACAGCCAAGACACAGGUUUUGUACGACACAGACACAACCGUUUGCCAGAUGCAAGUCGCUGCAAACUGCCUGAAGCUGGAAAUGUCAAGUAUGACCAAAAUCAGUUUGCGACAGGAGCCUGGACGCCGGCUAUACAAUUCGCAGUUGUUCAGACUACACGACAAUAUCCAAAACUCGAUAGCUGUACAAAAGUAUCAUCCAGGCAAUAUCUUGCUGCGCAGUGCACUGUUUUCAAACUUCAUGAGCUUUCUGAACUUCAUCCUUGGCGCAAUCACUUUUGCGUACUUCCGCAAAACAACCACGCUGCUCAGUGCUCUGUCGACGCUGUCCAUGUUUGUGUCGUCGCUUUUCCUCACCGCCGUCAUCGUCUUGCUUCACGUCGACGCCCACAGUAUCUUCCAGCAGUUUGCCGCGUUGUUCAGGUACUUCUUCUACUGGUGGAUCGUCGUUAUUGUGCAUUGUCUAUUAUCGAUGGCCAUCUGCGUCUACUUCAGCAUGGCAAAUGAGAAAUUUAUCAUCAGCCGCGCCGUGAGCGGAAAGUACACUUCGGUAGACGACCGCGGCACAGUCGAGUUCGUUAUCUACUUUCAGACGACUUCAGUCGUCCUUGUUCUGGUCCUCUUCACCAUCUCCCUGUUCAGAUCGAAGAAAAGACUCAACAAUUUCCUCAACCUCACGCUAAAAAGCCGCGAUGUUCAACAAUAG
This is a messenger RNA of Ogataea haglerorum, 1122 nucleotides long. RefSeq lists its product as uncharacterized. Lineage: Eukaryota; Fungi; Ascomycota; Pichiomycetes; Pichiales; Pichiaceae. The record is from RefSeq and is a predicted model, not a curated record. The transcript has a single exon. Bases 1 to 1122 code for a protein of 373 amino acids.